Messenger RNA from Solenopsis invicta (red fire ant), 3502 nucleotides. RefSeq lists its product as uncharacterized. NCBI's taxonomy places the organism in Eukaryota, Metazoa, Arthropoda, Insecta, Hymenoptera, Formicidae. Bases 115 to 1221 code for a protein of 368 amino acids. The transcript is spliced from 2 exons. The record is from RefSeq and is a predicted model, not a curated record.
CCGCGCGGUGGCCCGCAUCGCGUCACGUGGUCCGCUCUGCGCCAUCAUACUCAUUAUGUUUCUGUUCGUGUAAGACUCAACAAGUCAGUUCACAGGACAGUGUGUUUUUACGCAAUGCCAAAGCACAGGAAACGUCGCAAUUCUUCGAGGGAGGAUCUAUCGAGUCCUUCUAGCAAGAAAAGACGUAGACAUCACGAGUCAACGCGGGAAAAAGCGCGUAACCCCUCCAACAGCCCGCCUAACCUCUUCGGCCACGCGCCCGGCAAUAUCUCAUCGCAGCAACAUGUAAGACUGUUAGAAACUUUUAACGAGUUUCUCGUUUUCAUGAAAAAUCGAGAGCUUCCAGCAGGAACAGCCGUUCCGCAGAAACACGACAGAUCGGCGAAUCUAGUUUCUUUGGCGGGAAUCUCGACAGAUUCAGGCGAUGUGUCUCACACUCCCGAAAGGCUCGCAGACGAACAGACGACCAGUAACGGUCGGGGCAGCGAACCAGGGAGUGCUGACGUUCUUAGUCCAGCGAGAACUAACAACGUCGUAUUUAACGAUACCAUAAUAAUGGAUACUAGCAAAACGAACGCUAUCGGAGAAACGACGGGCCCAGACUCCUUCGUCUUAGAACUGUUCGGCGAACAAAUUCAGCGGCCUCCGACCGCAUCAUGGCUACCAGGUAUUCUUAGCACUGCAAAAACCGACGUUCGCACAGGGCUUAAAAACGAGUUGAGAGACACACUCCUCGUUAAGUACGAACCGAAAGAGGAUCUGGUUUUUCUCAGCCCGCCCAAAUUAAAUGGGGAAAUUCUCCCUAACCUAGGCAGUACGGCUAGGGUUCGAGACAAGCAUCAACUGCAGGCUCAGGCUCAAGUAGGAGCAUCGCUAAACGCCAUCGGCUCAGGUUUUUCAGAUUUGGCAAAUCUUGAAAUCCUUCAGGUUUCGGAAGAAGCGAGAAAUGCAGCCACAAAACUUGCGGAGGGCAUUCGUCUCUUAGCAGAUCAUCAUUACCGCUUGUCGCAAGCAAGACGAGCAUUUAUUGUCCCAUCACUCAAUUUUUUGGCAAAAACGGUAUCAGAUGCAGCAGUGGUAGACGACUGCCUUUUUGGGGCCAACUUUGCUGAGCAAAUUAAUACCGCUCAGACGGUCGAAAAAGUCGCUCGCAAAAUGGUCAGAAAAUCACAACCACCGACACAGUCAACUCAACGCCAGAAGAAUAUACAACAAACCUAAGAGAAAAAGGUUUCCAGUCAGUAAUCUAUCUCGAUGAUUUACUGCUUUUUGGAACAUCGACCAAAGAUUGUGCGAAUAAUGUCGAUGCAUCACUGCGGUUAUUUACAUCUUUAGGUUUCCUUAUAAAUUAUUCUAAGUCUCAGUUAAAUCCGUCAUCGCGAUGUAGAUACCUCGGUUUCAUGUUUGACUCUACUCAACAGUCAAUAGCCAUACCACCUGACAGGAGACAAAAACUUCUAUCGCUAGUACGACACAUGUCGAGCAAGUCGCACUGCUCUAUUAGGAAAUUUGCGAGCUUUAUCGGAUCUUUAGUAGCAGUGUGUCCAGCCGUUAAAUACGGGCCUUUAUAUAUAAAGAAUUUUGAGCGAGAAAAAUACUUGGCUCUAAAAACCUGUUCUGGAAAUUAUUCUAAACAAAUGUAUAUUCCCUGUAAUUUAAAAGAAGAUUUUGAGUGGUGGACCAAAAUUUUUUCAAAUACCAAGCAAUUCAAUAUUGUCCGUUCAAAUCCAUUUACACGCGAAAUAUUUUCAGACGCAUCUCUAACAGGUUGGGGAGCCUCUUGCAAUGAUCAAAGUACACGCGGAUGGUGGUCACCUGACGAUAAGUCUCUCCAUAUUAAUAUUUUAGAGUUAAAAGCAGCUUUUAACGCACUAAGAUGCUUUGCAGCGGAUCUACACAGUUGUAACAUUUUACUCCGCAUUGACAACACAACGGCUCUCUCAUACGUGAAUAGAUUCGGAUCAGUUCGGUACCUCCUACUAUCACAAAUAGCCAGAGAAAUCUGGAAGUGGUGUGAGGAGAGAAAUAUCUAUCUCCACGCUUCUUACAUUGCUUCUACUAACAAUGUUAUCGCGGAUAGUGAAUCCAGAGUUCGAGAUGUAAACACGGAGUGGACGCUAUCAAAUCAAGCAUUCAAGGUGAUCGAAGAGAAGUUUGGAGAUUUUGAUAUCGAUCUUUUCGCAUCAGCAAUUAAUACAAAAAACGAUAUUUAUAUCUCGCGGUUCCCGGACCCAGGUUCAUGGACGAUAGACGCUUUUACUAUAAACUGGCAUUGCUUCUUCUUUUAUGCGUUUCCUCCAUUUAUUUUGUUGCCUAAGGUCUUACGCAAAAUAAUAGACGACGAGGCAACGGGGGUCUUGGUUGUGCCAUGGUGGCCUUCACAACCAUGGUUUCCCACCUUUCGUCACCUCUUACUUAACGACCCAAUUGUUUUUCAGCCAUCUCAUUCGCUCUUAUCAUCUCCUUUUAGGGACCAACACCCUCAGUGGAGAAACCUUUCCCUGGCAGCAGGGAAGUUAUCAGGGAAGCUUUCCAAGCUCGGGCCGUACCGGCAACAGCAUUAGACACGAUCUUAGCCUCUCUAGCUAAGUCUACAAUUAAACAAUACUCUCGCCCACUUCAAGCUUGGUGGAACUUCUGUCAAACACAGCAGAUUCAUCUAUUUUCGCCAGAAGUCAACCAAGUGUUGGAAUUUCUAACUCAAGAAUUACAAAACGCAGGAUCAUAUUCUACGCUUAACACUGCCCGCUCAGCAAUUUCUCUCAUUUCAAAUAAUAAAAUAGGCGACCAUCCUUUAAUAAAACGCUUUUGCAAAGGGGCUAGCAUUGUAAAACCUCAAAAACCCCGUUAUGAUUUUAUUUGGGAUCCAGCCCCAGUGAUCGCCAAAUUAGCAAAAAUAUUUCCAUAUGACACUAUGUCAUUAGAAACCAUUACUACAAAGCUUGUUUUGUUACUAGCACUGGGCUCAGGACAACGAGCGCAAACGUUGUCAGCCAUCAAAAUUUCGCAAAUUAUGUUCGCGACAGAGAAAGUCGUCAUUAGAAUUCCGGACCGAGUUAAGACGUCUGCCCCAGGGCGUCCGCAACCAAUACUUACCUUCGCCCGUUUUUCUGACCGCCCGAACUUAUGUAUCGCCCAUAUUUUAGAACACUAUUUACGAAUCACCAAAAACUUACGCGCAGCGCAAUGUGACAACUUAUUUAUAGCUUGCAAAAAACCUCAUAAAGCAGUUGGCGUACAAACUUUAAGUCGAUGGUUGCGCAAGGGACUAGAGGAGUGUGGAGUGCGGAGCGAGUUGUUCUCGGCCCACAGCACUCGACACGCCUCUACUUCAUUGGCAGAUAGAAAUGGAGUUACAACAGACUUAAUUAAACGUGCGGCGGGAUGGUCAGGCGAUUCCCAAAUCUUUUCAAGAUUUUAUAAGCGACCGAUUCUUAAUCCGGAAGACUUCUGUAACGCGGUUUUUUCUACAUAAACACCGUUUAGCCUUAUUUAUGUAAAC